AUGGCGGAAUCGGGAUCGCGAUCGUGGCUAUGGUCCCUGCGCAAGGAAGAGGUUAAGGAAGAACUCGCAAAGUACCGAGUAACCUUCGAACCGGAUGCAAAGUUAGCCGAGCUACGGUUUCUCCUGCGAACUGCACUGAAUCAAACGAAAACGGCUAACGGAGGCCGUGCGGGGCGCUACGAUAAACUCUUAGUUGAUCUCGAACGAUCUGAGAUCGAACUCGACGGCCUCGAGGACCCCGAGGGUGAUACCCGUGAUGAUGGUGACGAGGGUGAAGAAAGACACCAACCAUCCGAUGAAGAAGAAACCGAGGAAGCCGAAGAUGAGAACCGGCUCCAGGAGGAACAGAUAAGAGCCGAAAUUGAAGCCGAAGAACGCGAGAGGGAUGUACGAGAGCGGAUCGAGAACGAUGUACGAGAGCGGAUCGAGAACGAAGUACGAGAGCGGAUCGAGAACGAAGUACGAGAGCGAAUCGAGCGCGAGUUGAGGGAACGAGCGAAAGUCGAAAAUGACGAGGCAGAACGUGAGAGGAAUGAACGAGAGCAAGAGGAACAAGAGCGAGAGCGACGCGAAAACGAGCGCGCGGAGAAAGAGAGGGCGGAACGACAAUUGCGGGAACGUUUUAGGCGCGAAAUCCGCGCCCAAAUCGCACGAGAACGCGAACAACCCGCGAGACGACCCGUCGAGGCAAGACCGCGACCCGACCAUGUGGACCCGGACCAGGGAGCCACUCCAACGCGCAAUCCCGCCUCCACACCGGGUCCUCGUCUCCAGCAACCCACCCCGCCAGCACGUCGAUCGGUGACCGACGUCACCCGCAAACCGACGCUGACGAACUACGACGCAGGGAUAUGGUCCGGAAGUGGGGAGUCAUCUUUAAGGGGGAACGCGACGUCCAAGAUUUCUUGGAACGACUGGAAGAGCUAG
Messenger RNA from Cotesia glomerata, 927 nucleotides. Its product is annotated as trichohyalin-like. The coding region runs from base 1 to 927 and encodes 308 amino acids. Lineage: Eukaryota; Metazoa; Arthropoda; Insecta; Hymenoptera; Braconidae. The transcript has a single exon. The record is from RefSeq and is a predicted model, not a curated record.